Messenger RNA from Triticum dicoccoides, 729 nucleotides. RefSeq lists its product as uncharacterized. Bases 94 to 624 code for a protein of 176 amino acids. Lineage: Eukaryota; Viridiplantae; Streptophyta; Magnoliopsida; Poales; Poaceae. The record is from RefSeq and is a predicted model, not a curated record. The transcript is spliced from 4 exons.
CUCUGUCCCACACAAGGAACCUGGCCAUAAUAUAUACGCAGCAAUAGUCUACACAAGGGACCGACCAUCCGUUCCUGCAUUUCAUCGAAGAAGAUGGCUGACAAUGCUGCCGAGGUGCAGCAGACACCUCAAGUUGUGGAGAAGAGCCAGGCCGCGGAGAAGAGCGAGAAGAAGGCGGAGCUGAAGCCCGAUGAGGCGAAGAAGCUGAUCGAGUUCAUGGAGAGUAAGUACGACGAGCACGUGGCGAAGGUGGACUCGUUCGACGACUUCUACCACGCCAUCUACGAGCUCAUCCAGAAGUUCUGCGAGGAGCGCGGGCAGGUGCAGUACAGGAUCCCGCCCAGGGAGAAGCUGCAGGAGGUGUACACGAAGCACCACAAGGCGGGGAGUGACGAGGUGAAGCGGGAGGAGUUCGCAAAGAUGAGCGGGGAGCUGGUGAAGCGGGACAGCUUCAGCUUCGGCAAGGCGACGACGGAGCUGCUCAUGUUCCUGUUCGGCGCGCCCAUGUGCGCGCUGGUGGCCAAGCGGGUCCUGCCGGGGCUGGGAUGGCUCUCCGACGACACCGUCAUUCCGCUCGCCACCUCCGGCGCCGUCGCCUUCCUUGUCCACACCAAAAAGCUCUGAUCGAUCGAUCAUGUCUCAACCGAGUCAUUGUAUAUGGAUAUAUGUGGCAGUAAAAUAAUGCGAUGGCUCGGCUCAAAUACUGAUGCGAGAACAAAUUCAACUGCA